This is a messenger RNA of Lachancea lanzarotensis, 942 nucleotides long. Its product is annotated as LALA0S02e04104g1_1. Gene Ontology annotation, molecular function: intramolecular lyase activity. The record is from RefSeq and is a predicted model, not a curated record. The transcript has a single exon. Lineage: Eukaryota; Fungi; Ascomycota; Saccharomycetes; Saccharomycetales; Saccharomycetaceae. Bases 1 to 942 code for a protein of 313 amino acids.
AUGUUAAUGAGAACCAGCAGACGCUUUACAGUACCAACUGGAUUGCGAAUUUCCAAACGCCUUUCUUAUAGUCGGUUUUUUAACUCCCAAUGUUCUGCGAAAGUUAGCUUCUGGGGUGUCUCCAGAUCUUCGAUCCCAAUCAUGACUGCUGCGCUAGGGAUGGGACUCACAGGAGUGGGGUUCUGGCUGUGGCAGCAACCGCAUUUGAUUGGGAAUGACGCGGGUCCUAUUGAGGACGGCAAUGAAUCAGUGAAAGUUGACAAUUCAGUUGCACCAUUUCCAACACAGUUGGGUCCUCCUGAUUUCCCUCUCACGACUUCCUAUACCCUUUUAGGCUUUGGUACCCGCUCAGUUACUUUCGUAAACUUCAAAGUUUACGCCCUGGGACUAUAUGUGGCAAAGCAGGAUUUAGCGUUAAUAUCACAAAUCCUCAGCACCAAUUAUUUGUCGCAAGCGUUUGUCGACACUGAUGCUUCAAAAAGCCAUUCUGAAAACAUUGAGCUGGCUUUUAGAGAUCCAGUGAAGUCACGAACACUUGUUGGCAAUCUCAUCGACGGUGGGGUGCGAAUGACGGCCAAAAUAACGCCCAUCAGGAACACUGAUUUCAACCAUCUCAGAGAGGGCCUAAUAAAGUCUAUUCUGAACCAUCCGGACGCAAAGAGCAACCAGGAAGUAGUAUCGAAAGGGAUCCAACAAUUGAAAGAUGCUUUCAUCAGAAAGGGUUCCGUUCCCAAAAAUGACGAUCUGCUCAUUGAGCUACAAGUUAAUGGCUCAUUACAGCUAGCCUACCGUUCUCGGAAAUCUGGGGAACAGGUGAUGCUAGGUCGUGUGGACGAGCCGCUUAUAGGGAGACUUCUUUUUAGUCAAUACCUCAGCGGACCAAAACCUCUAAGUUCUUCCGCAAGGGACUCCUUUGUGUCCAAAGUUAAAUUAUUAGUAUGA